UCAAUGAUGAACUCCACUCAGGUUUCAUAUUUCAUACUCACUGCUUACUUUGACACUGGAGCUUUUAGAUAUUUAUACUUUGUGAUUAUUAUGGUUUUAUACAUGUUGAUAGUUGGUUCCAAUGUGUUUCUCAUUGUGGUUAUCUGCAUGAACAGAAGCUUACAUGAACCUAUGUACCUUUUCCUGUGCAGCCUGUUUGUAAAUGAACUGUAUGGUAGUACAGGGUUGUUUCCAUUCCUUCUGCUUCAGGUCCUCUCUGACAUUCACACUGUUUCUAAAGCUUUUUGCUUCCUGCAGAUCUUCUGUUUGUACUCUUAUGCCACUGAAGAAUUUUUCAGCUUAGCCAUCAUGUCUUAUGACAGGUAUCUAGCUAUCUGUUAUCCUCUGCAGUAUAACACACGGAUGACUACUCAUAAGAUAACAGUACUCAUCACUGUGUCGUGGUGUUUUUCUUCUGUUUUAUGUUUAGUUCCAGCAGCUCUGAGUGCUCCUCUGCAGCUCUGUGGAAACAUCAUUAACAAAGUUUACUGUGAUAACUAUUAUAUAGUCAGACAGUCCUGUGCAAACAUAACAGUCAAUAACAUUUAUGGACUUAUUGGCACAACUCUCGCAAUUUCAUGUCCUGUGACUCUGAUCCUUUUCUCUUACAUGAAGAUCCUCAGAGUUUGUUUCUCAGGUUGUAAACAGAGCCGACAGAAAGCCGUCAGCACCUGCACGCCUCACCUCGUCUCCCUGCUCAACUUCUCUUUUGGAGCUUUCUUUGAAAUAUUACAGAGCAGGUUUAAUAUGAGCGGACUACCCAACAUGCUGAGAAUCUUUUUAUCAGUGUACUGGCUCACAUGUCAGCCGCUCCUCAACCCGGUGCUGUACGGACUGAACGUGUCUAAUAUACGAAUCACAUGUGAAAAAAUGUUGUUUGCUUAA
Molecule: messenger RNA, 924 nt
Organism: Scomber scombrus (Atlantic mackerel)
Lineage: Eukaryota; Metazoa; Chordata; Actinopteri; Scombriformes; Scombridae
Product: olfactory receptor 52D1-like
Exons: 1
Coding region: 4-924 (306 amino acids)
Biological process (GO): G protein-coupled receptor signaling pathway
Cellular component (GO): membrane
Molecular function (GO): olfactory receptor activity; G protein-coupled receptor activity
Source: RefSeq, a predicted model, not a curated record